ACGGUUAGUUGGUAACUGCCGGCCGCGCGCUCGGCGCAGACCCCGCGGUGCCCUUGCUUCCUCGGCGUGGUCGGAGGGAGCCUGGGGGAGCGAGAGAUAUUUGAAUUUGAACUGCGUUUUGGAAUUUAUCUACAUUUACAAUGCCCCCGGCAGUUGGAGGUCCAGUUGGAUACACCCCCCCAGAUGGAGGCUGGGGGUGGGCAGUAGUAGUUGGAGCUUUCAUUUCCAUUGGCUUCUCUUAUGCAUUUCCCAAAUCUAUUACUGUGUUCUUCAAAGAAAUUGAAGGUAUAUUCAAUGCCACCACCAGUGAAGUGUCAUGGAUAUCUUCCAUCAUGUUGGCUGUCAUGUAUGGUGGAGGUCCUAUCAGCAGUAUCCUGGUGAAUAAAUACGGCAGUCGUCCAAUCAUGAUUAUUGGCGGCUGCUUGUCAGGCUGUGGCUUGAUUGCAGCUUCUUUCUGUAACACUGUGAAGGAACUUUACUUGUGUGUUGGAGUCAUUGGAGGUCUUGGGCUUGCUUUCAACUUGAAUCCAGCUCUGACCAUGAUUGGCAAAUACUUCUACAAGAGGCGACCAUUGGCAAAUGGACUGGCCAUGGCAGGCAGUCCUGUUUUCCUCUCUACCCUGGCCCCCCUCAACCAGGCUUUCUUUGGCAUCUUUGGCUGGAGAGGAAGCUUCCUAAUUCUUGGGGGCUUACUGUUAAACUGCUGUGUAGCAGGAUCUCUGAUGAGACCAAUAGGGCCCAAGCCAAGCACUGCAGAGAAACAUAGGUCUAAAGAAUCCAUUCAGGAAGCUGGAAAAUCUGAUGCAAUAAAAGGAGCAAGUGAUGCAAAUACAGAUCUUAUUGGAGGAAACCCCAAAGAAGAGAAACGAUCAGUCUUCCAGACACUUAAUCAAUUCCUGGACUUAUCCCUGUUUGCACACAGAGGCUUUUUGCUCUAUCUGUCUGGAAACGUGCUCAUGUUUUUUGGACUAUUUACACCUUUAGUCUUUCUUAGUAAUUAUGGCAAGAGUCAGCAUUACUCUAGUGAGAAAGCUGCCUUCCUUCUUUCUAUUCUGGCUUUUGUUGACAUGGUAGCCAGGCCUUCUAUGGGACUUGUAGCCAACACAAAGUGGAUAAGACCUCGAGUCCAGUAUUUUUUUGCUGCUUCCAUUAUUGCAAAUGGAGUAUGUCAUCUGCUAGCACCUUUCAUCAACUCCAGCUAUAUAGGGUUUUGUGUCUACGCGGGAUUCUUUGGAUUUGCAUUUGGAUGGCUCAGUUCAGUGUUAUUUGAAACACUGAUGGACCUUGUUGGACCCCAGAGGUUCUCUAGUGCCGUGGGAUUGGUGACCAUUGUGGAAUGCUGUCCUGUCCUCCUGGGGCCACCGCUUUUAGGUAGCCUGAAUGACAUAUAUGGAGACUAUAAAUACACAUACUGGGCAUGUGGCGUAAUCCUUAUUGUCUCAGGCAUCUAUCUCUUCAUUGGCAUGGGCAUCAAUUAUCGACUUCUGGCAAAAGAACAGAAAGCAGAGAAGCAGCAGAAAAAGGAAAGCAAAGAGGAAGAGACCAGUAUAGAUGUUGCUGAGAAGCCAAAAGAAGUCAGUGAUGCAGCAGAAUCUCCAGAGCAGAAAGGCAUAGAAGGAGGCCCCAAAGAGGAGGAGAGUCCGGUUUGAACUUGCGGGGCUGAAGGGUAAAUGGAGUAGCUCAUGAAAUAUUCUAUUGGCCUGUAAUCUACCAGUGGUGCUCAAUGCAAAUACUGGACAUUUGCGUGGGAAUCAUUUGCAGGGGUUCGUUGAUGGAAUUUUUGUUUCACUCCUUACCAGUAGUCUGAAUUAAAAAUACCAUAGCCUUUGGGGAGGGAGUGGUUGAAAACGAAUGCAGGAAGGAAGUUGGGUUUUUGUUUGUUUGUUUGUUUGUUUGUUUAAAUCUUAGCUUUUAACAGUGUCAUGAAGAUUUUAAUAUGUGCCUUAAGUUUUAUUCUUUAGAACUCUUUAGGGAGCCUUAACUUUUUAAACCAUUCUGCUUAAUUCACCCAUUUGAAGCAUUCCGUUACAAGGAAAAAAUAACAACUAGUUUGAGGCAAAUCUAAAAUUUAAAAUUAAUCUUGCUUCAUUGUUAUUUAUAAUAUAUUGUAAGACAUUGUCACUGGAAGAUUUAUGAACAGAAAUGUUUGUUUAAAGUUGGGGGUUUUAUAAUAUCCUGACUAAAAUAUUUUCCUAGCAUCAAUAGUUGCCUGGCAUAUAUGCUUGCUAAAUAUGUAUUUAGAAAAUUUAAGGCAUAAAACUUUGGAAACAUCCUGGCUGUUCUAGAUGCAUUGUGCUCAUCAACACCUCUCCAGUAUCUUGAGUUGCUUAUUAGCAGCCGAAUGCUUGAGAGUUGACUUCCUUAAAUUACUAUUUUUGUUCCCCUUUCCAAAGACACAUUUUGAGUGGUUAUAGAUCCUCGCCCCUUUUGAGAUCACAUGGUAUUGUUUUUUCACUGUAAAAGUUAGUAUUAAAAUAUACAAAACAAUAUAUUUGUGCCUCCUUAGUAAAUUAAAUGUAGACAGAUAUUUCAAACAGCAGCUGAAUUCACCUUAGGUUUUUUCCAAAACCUCAGUUAAACUGUGAGACUUGCAAUCUUUUUUUUCUGUUUUUCCUGGAAUUCUUCCCCUUUGAUUCAUAGUAGUUCCAUUUAUAUCUGCAUCUACCUUAGCAUUGUGUGAGAACACACACUGUCUUUGUGUGUUCAGUUUUUUGUUUGUUUGUGUUUUCAAUGUUUGUUAAUUAAAGACAGCCAGAGAGAUUUGGCCCAGGCAAACCAGUAAGAGUAAGACUGGGAGAGAAGUUGCUAAGUGGGCUUAUCAAUAAGUAACUCCUUUUCCUUUUUCUGAGAAGGCCUUAAAGAAAAUUAUGUUUUGCUUAGAGUUACUGGACACAUUUUCUUACUCUUUACACAGAUCUAAAGGUUUUGUGACCCUUUUCACUUAUCUGAAAGGUAGCAGAGAAAUGGGUUUAGUAUAAGGACGGAAGGAGGAUGGACCAGAAUGAAAACUGUAAAUAUUUUUUUAACCUGAUAUAUUUUAAAUUGAGGCAGGAAGAUAAUGAUAGACAUUCAGUGAAUUAUAUUCAAUGUAUUUUAAAAUAUUGUAAUUGACAGUAUGGAAGUAUAGAUAUGAAACCUUGUUUAAGAGGCUGGCUUUUUAAAAUAAAUUUUUUUUAAGAAAUGUUUCUUCCUCCAAAUGUUUAUUUUCUUGAGGAAAAUAUUGCAUGUCUCCAUUUUUAUUAUCAAGAUUCAAUUUGGCCCUUGCUGAUAUUAAAUCAUUCAGCUUAA
Messenger RNA from Vicugna pacos (alpaca), 3288 nucleotides. RefSeq names its product solute carrier family 16 member 1 (gene SLC16A1). Lineage: Eukaryota; Metazoa; Chordata; Mammalia; Artiodactyla; Camelidae. Gene Ontology annotation, cellular component: basolateral plasma membrane. Gene Ontology annotation, biological process: plasma membrane lactate transport. The record is from RefSeq and is a predicted model, not a curated record. Gene Ontology annotation, molecular function: lactate:proton symporter activity.